AAUGAUGACACGCAAGACAUAUGGCAGCGACGGCAGUUCGAGAAGCAGCAUCAACAUGGAAGUUGUUACCGCGACCCCGGACCACGUAGAUGAUGAUCUUGCCGCUAGAAGCGGUCGGGACAACGACAAUCUGCUGCACGACCCUCCUCCAGUGGUGCACAACCACCGUCGCCGGAUCGCAAUGCUUGUCGGAGGGGGGGGGUGCGCAGCCGUGGCGAUUGGCGGAUGCAUUCUCUUUUUUCCUCAAUCGUCAGUCAAUGUACCCAGCAAAGUCGAAGAAGUGGAUGAAUAUGGCGGCGGCGCAUGUUUCCUUGCCAAGGCCGGAUUGUACGGAACGACCUCUGCGAUCACAUCGUACUACUUUGCUCGAGCGGCGGUGCCAUCCUCGACCCUCAACAGCUCGUCCUUGCCGUUGCUUGUGCACUUUUCACGUUCAGACCCGCCCCCAGCGCUCCUUCCUUGCAUUGCGCCUACCAACAACGCCGCCGCGACCUCGUCGUGGAUAAGGAAUCCCCAUGCAUUGAAUCGAGAUGCCCAUGUGCUGUACCUCCGAUAUGCAGAGGACCUCCAAGUCGACUUGCACGCGUUCUUGGCCUCCACCCUCCGCGCCGCGAACAUCAGUACCAAGCGCGAAAUGCUUUUCAUGGGUCAAGACGCUCGGGUGUGUGACGCAGCGUUCCAGGUGCUCACGGCCAACUUCCACUACGACCCCAUCACCACCAAUCGAACGUACCUGAACGUGGCUGGCGUUGCCUUCCGCGCAUCAUCUCCAUCGACUGUGUUGCCUACGAAGGCACUCGGCCAGCUCUUGGACGCAGGCGUCCGCGUGCAUGUCGACGACGAAGAUGAUCCACAGGAUGCUUCUAACUGGACACAAUCCAUCUCCUGGGAUGGUGCCGUGGUGUUUGCCAACAUGACCAAGUAUUAUUCUAACGCUAUGUCCAACGCAACCAGGGCAGGAGUAAUAUCUGGAAGAGAAGCCCCAUCAGUACAAUUUCGAAACUUCGCCGUGGCUUACGAAGUUGCUCAAGAAGCAUGGGACCCUGCCACGUUGCUCGACUUGAUUCGACAGCAACCCCCGGCUUCCUUAUAGGAUUAAUAGUAUUAAUAGUAGGUACUAUUAAUAGUGAAAAAUGAAUACCCAC
Messenger RNA from Aphanomyces astaci, 1145 nucleotides. RefSeq lists its product as hypothetical. The annotation marks the transcript as partial. The transcript has 4 exons. Lineage: Eukaryota; Oomycota; Saprolegniomycetes; Saprolegniales; Verrucalvaceae. The record is from RefSeq and is a predicted model, not a curated record.